UUUAUGUGUGGGAGGUUUCUCUCUGCACCUCAGCUGAGCAGCGUCUCCUGUUUCAAAGCGGAACAUAAGUUGACUUUGAGCCAGGGUUCGUGUUUCCACACGGACGAUUUAUCUCGACUAUCGUCAUUACGUAGCGGAGAUGGCAGCACUCCGAACGGCACUCCAUGGACGACUUGUUCAGGCCCUCCCCUUCUCCUUCGGCUCGCUGCGGUUUGCCAGCUCCUUUAAGGCCACAGAUCUCGUCAUCGAACGCAACCAAGUAUGCAAUCCCAAGCCGGAUCCCUCCACCCUGGUUUUCGGGAAACAGUUCUCCGACCACAUGCUGACCAUCACCUGGUCGGAGAAGGAGGGCUGGGAGGCUCCUCAGAUAAAACCUUUCCAGAACCUGUCGCUGCACCCGGCCAGCUCCGCCCUGCACUACUCCAUAGAGCUGUUCGAAGGCAUGAAGGCGUUCCGUGGAGUCGACAACCACAUCCGUCUGUUCAGACCCAUGCUGAACAUGGACAGGAUGCAUCGGAGCGCCGACAGAAGCUGCCUGCCCUUGUUUGAUAAAAUGGAGCUGUUGGAGUGCAUCAAGAAGCUGGUGGAGGUCGACCAGGAGUGGGUUCCCUACUCCCAGAACGCCAGCCUGUACAUCAGACCCACCUUCAUAGGAAUCGAGCCGUCUCUUGGCGUUACCCGAGCAGGAAAAGCGAUGAUCUUUGUCAUCGUUGGCCCCGUGGGGCCGUACUUUGCCACCGGCUCCUUCAACCCCGUGUCUCUGCUGGCCGACCCGUCAUUCGUCAGGGCUUGGCAAGGAGGCGUCGGGGCAUACAAGAUGGGAGGUAACUACGGUCCCACGAUAGCCGUGCAGAACGAGGCGGUGAAGCGAGGCUGCCAGCAGGUGCUGUGGCUGUACGGCGAGCAGGAGGAGAUCACGGAGGUCGGCACCAUGAACCUCUUCAUCUAUUGGACCAACGACAACGGAGAGAAAGAGUUGAUGACCCCCCCUCUGGACGGUAUCAUUCUCCCAGGAGUCACCAGACAGUCUCUGCUGGACCUGGCCAGAGACUGGGGUGAGUUCAAGGUGACGGAGCGCUCGAUGGGGAUGAAGGAGCUGCUGGGGGCUCUGGAAGCCAAGAGGAUUAUCGAGGUGUUUGGAGCGGGGACGGCGUGCGUCGUCUGUCCUGUCGGCAGCCUCCUCUACAGAGGAGAGACGUUCCAGAUUCCGACCAUGCAGAACGGCCCUGACCUGGCAAAAAAGUUCCACAAAGAGCUGACUGAUAUUCAGUACGGACGCAAAUCCAGUGACUGGGCACCACUGGUCGUCUAAACGGCCACAUUGCACAUGGCCGUUUUUAUCAACAGUUAAUCCCAUAAAUUCCAGUUUGGAUGACCAGCAGCCGCCCCCCUCCCCCCCCCCGCCCCCCUCUCCUCUCUCAGCACACUAAUGCACUCCUGCUUACUCACCAGCCGAGGAAACGACGCCCCUCUCUCUCUCUCUCUCUCUCUCUCGGUCUGCUCGGGCACUUAGUCCACGUGAUGCUUUCCAUGUGGACUCUCAUAGGAAGACGGUUUGUGGUUGAACGUUAACAGCUUGCUCUGGAUAAAAGCGGCAUUAACAGUAAUAUGCAACGUUUUAACUUGAACAGGAAAAACAAACUGUCACGGGAAGGACGAAGAUAGAUUUGUGUGUGUGUGUUCCAGGUGACUUACUUCAGUGCAUUCAGUUCUCUUAUCAGCAUUAUUAACCGGAGUGUCACCUGGAUUAUUCCACUUUGGUUAGUGCUCAGAAGUUAAAAAAAAAGCACAAUCAUCUCUUUGCUAAUAAUAAAGAAACGCACAAACUGACAGAAGUAGAGCAACCGCAUAUUUGGUGCGUAGGACUUAAUGUAGCUGCACUCUGUAAGGUACUGUUUCUCUUUCACUAAUAUAUCACCGUGUUUUCACAGCAGGAAAAAUCCGAUAACAAUAACCUGUGCUGUUUAGAGCAACCUGUGGUGUUUCCUCCCAAACCCCUUUUUAGCUGUUACGUGCGAGUAGGACCUUUAAACGCAUCAUAGGAUCGUUAAAUGUUACUGUCGUGUACAAACUGCCCCGAGAGUACGGCCGUAGUCACAACGGGGGCCACGUCACAUGAGAGUUCGCACUGACCUCGGUUACUGAUUCAGUUCAUCUUUUUUUUCUUUUCUUUUUUUUUAAAAAGGAAGCGUGAGCAGUUUUAUCGGGUUUCGAGAGUAAAGACUUGGGACUGCACACAAAAACAAAAGAUUGAGAUUAAAAAAAAAAAAAAAAAAAAGGUGUACGUGAACCUCGGCACGCACAAAUGGUAGCCUCCACGCUGUAGAGGAAUAGGACCGUUCCACGCUGGCAGUGACUCCUGCACUAGUUUGAGUGUAAUCCGAUGUUUCGUAAACACGUAGAUUGUUCUUUUAGGUUUUGAAAUUUGAUCUCUUUGUUUUCCUUUUUUUGUGAUGUGAAAAUUAGGCCUGAUUUGUCUUCCACAGUACUACUCUGCAUCGUGAGCUUCCUUUGCUGGUGUGUUUCCACUCUUUGAAUGUAUUGUUGUUUUUACAUAUACUAUAGGACUGUCCCGUCUCUGUCUAAGUGCCUGACCUCACUUUGUUUGCUAGUUCAUCUGUGGAUCUUCAGCUGCUGUUGUGUGUUUCCAGUUUGUGCACUAGGAGAUAGAGCUGGAUUCUUUGAGUAAUGUCAGUUUAGUUUCUUUUUUCUCUCUUUUUUUUUUUUUUUUUUUUUUUUAAAGUGCUGUUACUUUUACUCUGCUGUUACAUUUUUACAAUAAAUCUGAGCUGAGUUCA
Molecule: messenger RNA, 2798 nt
Organism: Labrus mixtus (cuckoo wrasse)
Lineage: Eukaryota; Metazoa; Chordata; Actinopteri; Labriformes; Labridae
Gene: bcat2
Product: branched chain amino-acid transaminase 2, mitochondrial
Exons: 11
Coding region: 140-1312 (390 amino acids)
Biological process (GO): L-valine biosynthetic process; L-leucine biosynthetic process
Cellular component (GO): mitochondrion
Molecular function (GO): branched-chain-amino-acid:2-oxoglutarate transaminase activity
Source: RefSeq, a predicted model, not a curated record